UUUGCUUCUUCACUCAUUCAGAAGUCUUGCUUGUUAAAGGUUAGGAGUCCACCUUGCGGCACAUUUGGAGCAAGUGAGCUUGUUAAUUUACAUCAAGUUAAAUAAAGUCACAUUUGUUUUUUCACAAAUCUGUUGUAACAAAUCAAAAGCAGCAGCACUAUGUUCCGCUUACCAGUUUCACUUGCACGCACCACCAUCAGCCGCCAGAUGGCGCUGCAUCGCACCUACGCGAAGGACGUGAAGUUCGGACCCGAAGUGCGCGCAAUGAUGUUACAGGGUGUCGAUGUUUUGGCCGACGCCGUUGCGGUCACCAUGGGACCGAAGGGUCGCAAUGUGAUAAUCGAGCAGUCGUGGGGUUCCCCCAAGAUCACCAAGGAUGGCGUGACAGUGGCCAAAUCGAUUGAGCUGAAGGAUAAAUUCCAAAAUAUUGGCGCCAAGUUGGUACAGGAUGUGGCGAACAAUACGAACGAGGAGGCCGGAGAUGGCACCACCACGGCCACUGUGCUGGCUCGUGCGAUUGCCAAGGAGGGAUUCGAGAAGAUCUCCAAGGGUGCCAAUCCCGUCGAGAUUCGUCGUGGCGUCAUGCUGGCCGUCGAGACAGUCAAGGAUAAUCUCAAGGCCAUGUCGAGACCCGUCAAAACCCCCGAGGAAAUUGCCCAGGUGGCCACCAUUUCGGCAAAUGGAGAUCAGGCUAUAGGUAAACUGAUCAGUGAUGCCAUGAAAAAGGUGGGACGCGAUGGUGUCAUCACUGUCAAGGAUGGCAAGACACUGAUUGAUGAGCUGGAGGUGAUUGAGGGCAUGAAAUUCGAUCGUGGCUACAUUUCGCCCUAUUUCAUCAACUCCUCCAAAGGAGCCAAAGUGGAAUUCCAAGAUGCUUUAUUGCUGCUGUCCGAGAAGAAGAUUAGCUCGGUGCAGAGCAUCAUUCCAGCUCUGGAGUUGGCCAAUGCUCAGCGUAAACCUCUGGUUAUCAUUGCCGAGGAUAUUGAUGGUGAGGCAUUGAGCACGCUGGUCGUGAAUCGCCUCAAGAUUGGUCUCCAAGUGGCUGCAGUUAAAGCUCCUGGUUUUGGUGAUAAUCGCAAGUCGACCCUAACUGAUAUGGCCAUUGCCUCUGGUGGCAUUGUGUUCGGUGAUGAUGCCGAUCUAGUCAAGCUGGAGGAUGUCAAGAUCAGCGAUUUGGGUCAAGUGGGUGAGGUGGUCAUCACCAAGGAUGACACACUCCUGCUCAAGGGCAAGGGCAAAAAGGAUGAUGUGCAGCGUCGUGUUGAUCAGAUCAAGGAACAGAUCACCGAUACCACAUCCGAGUACGAGAAGGAGAAGCUCCAGGAGCGUCUGGCUCGUCUCGCUUCCGGCGUUGCUCUGCUCCGCGUCGGCGGCUCCUCCGAGGUGGAGGUCAAUGAGAAGAAGGAUCGCGUCCAUGACGCUCUCAACGCCACUCGUGCUGCCGUCGAAGAAGGCAUCGUUCCCGGCGGUGGUACCGCUCUCCUGCGCUGCAUCGAGAAACUCGAUGGAGUUGCCACUCAGAACGAGGAUCAGAACCUUGGAGUGGAUAUUGUGCGUCGUGCUCUCCGCAUGCCUUGCAUGACAAUCGCCAAGAAUGCAGGCGUCGAUGGGGCCAUGGUUGUGGCCAAGGUGGAGACCCAGACGGGUGAUUAUGGCUAUGAUGCACUCAAGGGUGAAUACGGCAAUCUGAUUGAGAAGGGCAUCAUUGAUCCCACCAAAGUGGUGCGCACAGCGAUCACAGAUGCCGCUGGUGUUGCCUCGCUGCUGACCACCGCCGAGGCUGUCGUCACGGAGAUUCCCAAGGAGGAUGGUGCUCCUGGCAUGCCCGGCAUGGGCGGCAUGGGAGGAAUGGGAGGCAUGGGCGGUAUGGGUGGCAUGAUGUAAACACAUCUCCACUUCACUCCCAAUCCCCUCAUCAUAUAUAUGUUUAAGCCCACGGAUGCACUACGUUCGAGUAUGGAAACUGGUUGGGAUUGGAUGGGAUUACAGCACAUUUUGGUAGCGAAUUCUAGCCACAUUUCUCUUCCGUUUCCGGUGCUGUCCAGCUGCAAAUCUUCACACACACAUUUAAACACGCAUUGGCAGCUCUAGAGAUUUCUCUUAGAGUUGUCGCGGUUUUGUUGAGCAUUUAAUUCCUAUUUCUGAACAAUUUCACACACACACACCCACACAUUUUUUGCCGCUGGCUGCAAAAUUCGCCUCCUUGGUUGCCAAAUCUGCUGCCAAUCCUCUCCAGCUCCUUCUUCUCCUGCUUCUCCUCCGCCAUUCUUUCAUACGCUGACGUUUCUGCAUCGUGUUCAACGUUUCUUUUUUUUAACUAUU
Molecule: messenger RNA, 2322 nt
Organism: Drosophila innubila
Lineage: Eukaryota; Metazoa; Arthropoda; Insecta; Diptera; Drosophilidae
Gene: Hsp60A
Product: heat shock protein 60A
Exons: 4
Coding region: 160-1884 (574 amino acids)
Biological process (GO): mitochondrial unfolded protein response; protein refolding; apoptotic mitochondrial changes
Cellular component (GO): mitochondrial inner membrane; mitochondrial matrix
Molecular function (GO): ATP binding; protein-folding chaperone binding; ATP-dependent protein folding chaperone
Source: RefSeq, a predicted model, not a curated record